Macroventuria anomochaeta is the source of this 1770-nucleotide messenger RNA. Its product is annotated as alpha/beta-hydrolase. Gene Ontology annotation, molecular function: hydrolase activity. Bases 210 to 1703 code for a protein of 497 amino acids. The record is from RefSeq and is a predicted model, not a curated record. The transcript has a single exon. NCBI's taxonomy places the organism in Eukaryota, Fungi, Ascomycota, Dothideomycetes, Pleosporales, Didymellaceae.
GAUUUGUAAACUAAUGCAACAUUUGCGUUCCUUGCAAGUAGUGAACGCGUUCGAAGUUGACGUCAUACUUCCUACGGUCUCCAAACAUGGUGCGACUUCAAAACAUUUGGAAGCUGCAGCCAGCAAACGUUUAUUCAACGCCCCCAUGAACAGCAACCCCACCUAAACAUCAUGCGCAUUAGCCACUGUCCCUUCGCUACGCCACGACGAUGAGUGGAUACCUGCACACGUUGCGCUACUUCUUCGGCCUGCCUUUAAACAUUGCUUGGAGAACCGCACUUGUGCAGAUACCUCGAUUCGUACCCCUGUCGAUUCUCCACGUCACUUCGCCCAAAGGACCGCAUCCCUUCCUCGUCAACCUGCCGAGUCGGAAAGGAAACGUCAUCACACUCUAUGUCUUCGUACCGCCUGCACCCGUCGACCUCGAGGAGAACGAGGACCGGCGGCGGGCAGAGACAGGGGAAUGGAGAGUUCCAGUCGUGCUGGACUUUCACGGCGGUGGCUUCAUCAUGGGCAGUCCGCUCGAGCAGGCACCUUAUGCCUCAAUGAUGUCGCGUGAGCUUGGAGCAGUCGUCAUCUCUGUCUCCUACCGUAUUGGACCUUUCCACCAGUUCCCCGCCGCUAUACACGACGCUGAAGACGCGCUCUCCGCGAUCCUGGACACAGAUGGCAUAACGGAUGCUGGCAAAUACCUCAGGACAGAAGUUCAACGAUAUUACACCAUCAUGCGUACGAACACGAUCAGCAGAAACAAAAAGAGGAAGAAGAAGGAAACGCUACCGCCUCACAUUGAGGAUGUUACGACUAUCACCCUUGAUCCAGAACGUCUGUGUGUUUCGGGCUUCUCGGCGGGAGGAAACAUUGCAUUAAAUAUGGCUGUAUCAGCUCCUCCAUGUAUGGAUAUUCUGCAGUCCCCCACCGAGCGUUCCAACUCGAUCUCGCGAGGACCGUCUUCCGCUGCGACCAUGUCACCACUUCUACCACGAAACCGCGCACCUACAAUACUCGAUAACCCGCUACAACCUUGGCCAACAAUCUUGCCUCCCCCACAAGCUCGACCUCGAUAUAUGCCUCUUCUGCUGUUCUACCCUUCGUUAGAUGCACGUCUAUUACCCCACGAGCGACCCAUGAAGGCCCUGCCAAAUGCGCUGAAGGGCGACGACAAGAAACCUGAGAAGCCGCGCAUGCCAGGUCUCUUCUCUAUUAUGGGACCGACCUACCUCCCUAAGAAACUGCGCCGACACCCACGAGCCAGCCCCGGCCUGAUCGACCCCGAGAACAUCCAAAAGAACGCCGCCAUCUUCCUUGUCCUCCCCGAAAAUGACACCCUCGCAGUCCAGAGCGAUGUCUGGGUAGACAAGAUGAACUGUAGCGGGUGGCACGGGCAUGUACGCUUUGGUGAUGGUCGAGAACACGACUGGGAUGGUGUUGUUGGCGGACAACCGUAUCCCAAGGUCGAUACCAACGGCGGCCUUGAGGUCUGGCAUGCUCCGAAGUGCAGGCACGGCUGGACGCAGUUCCCCGACAUAGCAGUUGGGAAACAUGAGAGGAAGGAAAGGCAGAUCGUUUUUGAACGAACCUUGCAGUUCGUGAAGGAUGCGUGGAGGAGGGAGUUGCCAAUUCCUGAGGAGCGGCUGGGGAACAACAACCAAGAGCUGAGACCGCUGAGGAUCCCUACUCAGUUUGGUGGUCUGCAGCAUUGAGAGAAAAGCUUGUACAUUACAUUGUUAUGUGAGGCGUUCGGAAAGUGGUACGGCGUUUGGCUGGAAG